Exophiala xenobiotica is the source of this 330-nucleotide messenger RNA. RefSeq lists its product as uncharacterized. The record is from RefSeq and is a predicted model, not a curated record. Lineage: Eukaryota; Fungi; Ascomycota; Eurotiomycetes; Chaetothyriales; Herpotrichiellaceae. Bases 1 to 330 code for a protein of 109 amino acids. The transcript is spliced from 3 exons.
AUGGGCCGCGUGAAGUGUUCAAGCUUUUCACACCAUCUAAGCACGACAACGCUCCUUCCACCAGUCCAGAAUUCUUGGAACAGCCACAACACCAACCUCCACGGCAGCAAAAUGAACAAGCAUAACAAUGCCUCUGGAACCAACCAAUCGAUGGCAGCAGUCCAACACGCCACCGAGAGAGCCGGAGCGCACCAUGGGAAGUACGACGCCCUCGGGCGGAUGCUUGGCGAAGCUCGCAAAGAACAACCAUGGAAUGCCCUGAAUAUUAGCGGAAACUCUGAGCAGACAACUGGCACAGCGGAUAGACUCAAGGAUGAGACGAAGCUCUGA